Pelobates cultripes (western spadefoot toad) is the source of this 337-nucleotide messenger RNA. The record is from the annotation of a GenBank genome assembly. NCBI's taxonomy places the organism in Eukaryota, Metazoa, Chordata, Amphibia, Anura, Pelobatidae.
AUGGCACCGUCUCCACCGUCCUCCGUACAUGACACCAUUAAAUCUGAAAUGGCAUUGAUCCGCACUGAGGUGAACGUGCAAGGGGCACAGAUACAGACCCUGGAGCUCACUACUCAAGGCCUCACGACCCGGGUCACCACUACCAAUCAGGCACUGGCAAGGCAGGGCACCAUGCUGUUAGAGAUGCGCGGCCAGAUGGAAGACCUGGAUAAUCGCAGUCGACGGUGCAACUUGCGGGUUAGAGGUAUUCCGGAACCCAAUUGCCCCAAAGAUGUUGAAUGCCUACUUACCUCCCUGUUUCGAGCCAUCAUUGGGGAGGGAAAUGUGACAUUUAGGG